CUCAUGCUAGAUACGUGGAAUGAAUCCAUAUUUUCAAAUAUAAAAAAUAGGCUCCAGGACAGUGCAAUGAAGCUAGUUCAUGCCGAAAGGCUAGGAGAAGCUUUCGACUCUCAGCUUGUUAUUGGAGUUCGAGAAUCAUACGUUAACCUUUGUUCUAAUCCUGAAGAUAAACUUCAGAUAUAUCGGGAUAACUUUGAAAAGGCAUAUUUGGAUUCAACAGAGAGAUUUUAUAGAACACAAGCUCCUUCUUAUUUACAACAAAACGGUGUACAGAAUUAUAUGAAAUAUGCAGAUGCUAAACUAAAAGAAGAAGAGAAAAGAGCACUACGAUAUUUGGAAACAAGGCGUGAAUGUAACUCUGUGGAAGCAUCAG
Messenger RNA from Merops nubicus (carmine bee-eater), 373 nucleotides. Its product is annotated as cullin-5-like. The annotation marks the transcript as partial. NCBI's taxonomy places the organism in Eukaryota, Metazoa, Chordata, Aves, Coraciiformes, Meropidae. Gene Ontology annotation, cellular component: Cul5-RING ubiquitin ligase complex; SCF ubiquitin ligase complex. The transcript has 4 exons. The record is from RefSeq and is a predicted model, not a curated record. Gene Ontology annotation, biological process: protein ubiquitination; SCF-dependent proteasomal ubiquitin-dependent protein catabolic process. Gene Ontology annotation, molecular function: ubiquitin protein ligase binding.